Messenger RNA from Corylus avellana, 1134 nucleotides. Lineage: Eukaryota; Viridiplantae; Streptophyta; Magnoliopsida; Fagales; Betulaceae. The record is from RefSeq and is a predicted model, not a curated record.
AUGUCAGCAGGAGCGAGUAGUAGCAAUCAAACAUCUAUUAGUAUUUUAAGAGAUGUAAAAGAAAUAGUAUCUUCGAUUCGAGGAAAGCUUUGCCAAAAGUCUCCAAUACAAUCAUGUUCCAUAUUUAGAGUCCCGGAUAAACUACGCAGGCAUAAUGAAAAAGCUUUCGAGCCCGAGUUAGUUUCAAUUGGCCCAUUUCAUCAUGGGAAGGAGAAGUUACAACAAAUGCAACAAAUUAAGUUAUGGUAUUUGUAUUGCUUCCUCAAUCGAGUACCAACUAUGGAAACUACUUUGAAUUGCUUUGUAGAAGCCAUUGCAAAAAUUGAGCAAGAAUAUCGUGCAUGUUACGCAGGAGAAGUUGAGUUUGCUGAAAAUGAGUUUAUAGAGAUGAUGGUGGUGGAUGGUUGUUUUAUUAUUGAAUUAAUCCGCAAAGCUUCAAAGCAGGUGCAACGAGACGAGCAAGAUCCCGUGUUCAAUAUCCCAUGUCUGUAUUGGGGAUUAUAUAACGACCUGAUUCUACUCGAGAAUCAACUUCCAUGGUGUGCACUUGACUGUUUGUUCAAACUGACCAAAUCACAUGCUGAACAGAGCUCUCUAACUAAUCUUGUCCUCUCUUAUUUUACAUUUGAAUGGUCCCCUCGUGAUAACAUAAAACAUGAGCAUAUUCUUGAUUGCAUACGAAACUCCUACGUUGGAAUAGACACAGUAACAUCGGCUGACACAAGAGUAAUCUCGUAUCCGGAGCAGAUUCCAUCUGUGAUAGAACUUGUGCAAGCUGGAGUUAAAUUCAAAGUUGGAGACAGAAAAAAGUACUGCCUGCACAAUAUAACUUUCAAAGAUGGAGUAAUGACAAUCCCACAGAGGUUUGUUUCGGAGGAUUCAGAAUCUUUAUACAGAAACCUCGUUGCAUUUGAACAGUGUGAUCCAAGCAAGGACUUUAAAGCCACCUCUUAUGCUAAGCUCGCGGCUGACCUUCUUAAAACUAGCCAAGAUGUGGAUUUUCUCAAAAACCAAGGAAUUCUAAAAAUUUAUUUAAGCGCCGAGGACGUAGCAAGUAUCUUCAAAAGGCUUUAUAGAGAUGCUUCAGUUGGUGCAUUUCUUUACUCAGACCUCUAUCGUGAAGUGAAUGCAUAA